AUGGGUACCGCAAGAUAUGAUCGUGCUAUAACUGUUUUUUCUCCAGAUGGUCAUUUGUUCCAAGUUGAAUAUGCUCAAGAAGCUGUCAAAAAAGGUUCAACUGCUGUUGGAGUAUGUGGAAAGUCUAUUGUUGUUCUCGCUGUGGAGAAAAAAUCUGUUGCAAAAUUGCAAGAAGAAAGAACCAUGAGGAAAAUAUGCUUGCUAGAUGAUCAUGUAGUUAUGGCAUUUGCUGGUCUUACUGCUGAUGCCCGCAUUUUGAUUGACAGAGCCAGAGUCGAAUGUCAGAGUCACAAAUUGACUGUUGAAGAUCCUGUAACUCUGGAGUACAUUACCAGACAUAUAGCUAUGUUGAAGCAGCGCUACACACAAAGUAAUGGUCGAAGACCAUUCGGUAUUUCAGCUUUAAUCGCCGGCUUUGAUUAUGAUGGUACUCCUCACCUUUUCCAAACCGACCCGUCUGGUGUUUACCACGAAUGGAAAGCAAACUCGACCGGGCGAAGUGCGAAGACGGUUCGGGAAUAUCUCGAGAAGAAUUAUUCCGAAGAAAUAAUUGCCGAAGAUGAAUCAACGAUCAAAUUUGCCAUCAAAGCUUUGUUGGAAGUUGUCCAAGGAAAAAAUUUAGAAGUUGCUGUUAUGAAGAAGGGCCAGGCUUUGAGAAUGCUUGAUGCAGAUGAAAUUAGUGUAUAUGUCGCCACUAUAGAAAAGGAAAAGGAAGAAGAAGCUGAAAAGAAAAAGCAAAAGAAAUAAUAUGAUAUAACUGUUAAAAUUGCCUGCUAUUUGUUAUAUGAAAGAAUUAUAAUCUAUGGUGCAUUAAAAUCACUGUAGUACUUAACAUUGUCAUUUAUUAUUAUGCUUCACAUCAUACUUGUCUUAAAUUUCUGCAGGUUGUAUUGUUCUUCUGUAUUUGAUAAUUUUGGAAAAAAAUGUAUUUUGUUAAGAAUAUAAUUGAAGAUGGUUUUAAAAAUA
Molecule: messenger RNA, 966 nt
Organism: Argiope bruennichi
Lineage: Eukaryota; Metazoa; Arthropoda; Arachnida; Araneae; Araneidae
Product: proteasome subunit alpha type-7-like
Exons: 1
Coding region: 1-747 (248 amino acids)
Biological process (GO): ubiquitin-dependent protein catabolic process
Cellular component (GO): proteasome core complex, alpha-subunit complex; nucleus; proteasome core complex
Source: RefSeq, a predicted model, not a curated record